UGUUGAUGUCGGCCCAGGAGGUCCGAAAGAGGUGAAUAGAGUAAAGAGCAGUUCCCUUGUUUUAACGAAUCAGAUAGAUCUCAUUGUUGUUGGCCUACUUAGCUUAGCACAAGGAAGGAGGCGUUGACAUAUUUUUAUCAUCAUCGUAUAUGCUCGUAGGAACCGGUGACGGAGGGCGGAAUUCGAAAUUAAACUUUCGUCUCCGUAUAGUCAAAUUAUCCAGAGAUGCAAUUGUAAAACCGAAAAUUAUCUAUUCAGUUUUGGUGUCGGUGAUAUAUGGCGUACAGGAGGAAACAGCAGGUUACGAGUCCUCCUCCAACACUUGCCGAUGAGUGUUCUUCUUCAUCAUCUCUGGCUGCUAAGGCCAUAAGAGCAUCAUCUGCCUACAAAGACUCUUCUCUUUCCUCCGCUUAUGGCCAGUCAGCUCUUUCAUCUCCUCGCGGUUCAUCUCCUGGCGACUCAAAUCCGUUACGCUCUUCAACAGCAUACAAAGACUCUUCUCUGUCACCCGCGUAUGCUCAAUCAUCUCCUCGCCACUCAAAUCCCUUAUCAUCUUCUGCUCCAGUUUCAACACCUAAGGAUUCGUCCAGCUAUGAGUACACAUCAAUGAAAAACUUUGGUGAAUCAAAACAAGGGAUUUGGGGAGUAUUGGCGAGGAAAGCUAAAUCUAUUAUUGAUGAUAAUAACACAGACCAACCACAAGUAAGCGAAGUAAGAACGAGGAUUCAACAUAUGCCUGAUAGUGCGACCAUUGGUCAGCAAUAUGACAGAAACCAGUUGCCUGAAAGCCGUAGAAAAGCUGAGGGCCGUAAAUUACAGAAGGGAUUAGAUGCUCUUGCAUCUUCCCUUAAUUAUAUUGGUGGGACCAUCGGGAAUGCUUUUGAGGAGGGUCUUGCAGUUGUGGAGAAUCGUACCGCAGAUAUCAUUCAGGAAACUAGAAAGCUGCAAAUAAGGAAAAAAGAUAGCAGCUCUGUUCCGCAGAAUAAUGCUUCAAUUAGCGGUACACGUCAGCAACCUCCGAUGCGGGCCCACAUGCAACCCCAGACACAGACAGAUUUGGAAACUCAACUCAAAGCAUCUCGCGACGUUGCAAUGGCAAUGGCUGCAAAAGCAAAGCUUCUUCUUCGGGAGCUGAAGACUGUGAAAGCUGACCUGGCUUUUGCUAAGGAACGUUGUGCACAGCUGGAAGAAGAAAAUAGAAUUCUUCGUGAUAGUCGUGAAAAGGGCGGCAAUCCUGAAGAUGAUGAUUUGAUAAGGCUCCAGCUUGAGACACUUUUGGCAGAGAAGGCCAGGUUGGGUCAAGAGAACUCAGUUCUAACACGGGAGAACCGUUUCUUGAGGGAGAUUGUGGAAUACCACCAGCUCACUAUGCAGGACGUUGUCUACCUCGAUGAAAAUAGUGAAGAGGUGACUGAAGUGUACCCCAUGAAGGUUGUAAGUCCACAACUGACCAAGGAUAUCUCAUCUCAUCCUGUGUCAUCCUCGGAGCCGAAGGAGGUUUCGUGUGAUGUCACCUCUCGGAGCUCUUUUAUCCAAAUUCCUGCUGAAGAUGAUUCAGGAAGACACUGAUUUCCAGUUACUGGGAUGUAUUGCCUUUGAUCUCCUCCAACCAGAAGUGUGAAUGGGUGUUCAGUGUGAUUUCUUUUGGUUGAACCUGGUCAUCCCGAAACAUAAUAUGUAUUACUAUUAACUUUCUUGUAUCAUUUUUUGGUUAUUUUCUUGGUAGGGAAGGGAAAAUGCACUGGGGUUGGGGAGAACGUGAAUUGUAGCUUGUUAAGUUAUUGUAAGCUUGCUGGUUCUCUCUGCAACGAUGGGGAUGUCCUUUUGCGAAUGUAUAUUAACAUGAAGAAUUAAUAUAAUGCUUCUUUAUUUGA
Molecule: messenger RNA, 1874 nt
Organism: Lycium ferocissimum
Lineage: Eukaryota; Viridiplantae; Streptophyta; Magnoliopsida; Solanales; Solanaceae
Exons: 7
Coding region: 277-1569 (430 amino acids)
Source: RefSeq, a predicted model, not a curated record